Molecule: messenger RNA, 893 nt
Organism: Portunus trituberculatus (swimming crab)
Lineage: Eukaryota; Metazoa; Arthropoda; Malacostraca; Decapoda; Portunidae
Product: anti-lipopolysaccharide factor-like
Exons: 4
Coding region: 221-616 (131 amino acids)
Source: RefSeq, a predicted model, not a curated record
AUCGUUGCCCGGCACUGGCUUCUCCACGACGAGGAAAAAGAAUGCUUACCAGACGACACUGCAUUGCUGGUCUCCUUUCAGUCACGUAACUGCGCUUUGGUGGCGGCUAUAAAGUUGUGUGUAGCCCCGGCGGAUGAUCAUUACCUGGGGAAGAAGGAAAAGCCAACACACUCUCCUCGACCCGUAUACAUCUCAUUCGCUUCCCUGAUAUUGGUAGAAGAUGCAAGGCGGAGUGCUUGCCGGCCUGUGUGUGGCGCUGGUGGCGGUGUGUGUGCACGUGCCCAAGCCGUGCGAGGCAUAUAUGGAGUUGGUGGCUCCCAUGCUGAAGAAACUCACAGCGCAGUGGAAUGAUGAGGAAAUGAAUCUGCUGGACCACAACUGCCACUACCAAAGCACCCUCACAGGCUCUGGUGCCACGCAGUACCACUAUGGCAAGUUCUCCUGUCCCGGGCUGGCGAACUUCACCGGCUUGUCGAAGGCGAAGAACAAGUUUGAGUCAAUGGUGGCUGCUGUUAAGGACUUCCUGCUUCGGGCCUUCAAACUACGAUUCAUAAAACAGCAGGACGCGGUUGCCUGGCUGGGUACUAAGUGUUUGAAAGGGAGAUGUAAAGAGUGAGGGAGGCAGAGACGAGGAGGAGGAGGAGGAGGAGGAGGAGGAGGAGGAGGAGGAGGAGGAGGAAGAGGAGCUGAGCGAAGAAGAGGAGGAGGAUGAGAAGGAGAAGGAAGAGGAAGAGGAGGAAAAGACAGUGUUUAUGUUUGCGGCGCACCAUCUGAUCUGUGUCUUGUGUUUCAUAAAUAAGAAUGGUUGAUGAGAAUUAAGUUAUAGAAGAUGUUUGUCUGAUUACAUUUUCAUUGCCAAGGAAAAAUGAAAUAAAAAAAAUGGAUACAUACAA